AUGACACCUUAUUCGGCUCUACCACAGGAUUUCUGGAAUCUUGAAAUGGCUGAUGUCAAUAUUACUAGAACUGUAGAAGACGAGAGACUGGUGAGAAAUGUGGAAACUAUUCAAUUUUGUUUUUUCUGUAUUACAUUAACAGUUCAUUUAACAAUCAUUUGGGCUUUAUUUGAUGCACAUAGUCGGAAAUUUCAAGAGUUGAUGAGUUCAUUUUUUAAAUUAUGCCUCUCUACAGCUGGCAUAGAUAUUUGGACCCUGUUGACCAACUAUUUUGGCGCAAUGUUUGCCAAAUGGGGUUGGUUCGUACCAGUUUAUAUGUUCUUGGGUAGAGGAUAUACACAUGUUUAUUUGUAUUUUGCAUGGAGCACAGGAAUAUGUCAGGCUAUGGGAGUUUCAAUUUUAGCUGCAAAUCGUCUAUCAGUCAUGCUUUUUCCUACAAUAUUUCAUCUAAUGUGGAAAGGGUACCGUAUCUGGGUAGCUAUCUCCAUUCAAUACAUUUUUGGAUUGUCAGUUGGUAUUUCCACUUUUUUCAAUCCAACUCAGCUAUUCCGCAACGAACAAAAUGGAAUUGUGCCAAAGUUUUUGAAUGUAACAAUGACAAACAUAUUUUUCGUAAUUGGUGGUGUGUUUUUAUUUGUAAAUUGUUUGUUUCUAGUUCUAACCUACUGUUAUUUAUUUAUAGUUCUUCAUGAAAGAAAUAAGAAAACACCGCCCCGACCAACGCGACAUAUAUCAAAACGAAAAGAGCUAGCAAGGAUGAGAGAAGCAAAACUAUUCACCAUGAGUACAAUUACAGUUUGUGUUCAAAUGUCCGUUUUACUACUUUUUAUUUUUGGAGGAUCUGAUAUUUUGGGAUUUUCUACUGAUCAGUUUUAUAUGGUUUAUAAUGCAUUGAGUGAUCUUUAUGCAAGUAUAAAUCCAUAUUUACUAUGGAUAUUCUCAGAUACUCUUCGACGCUAUGUUCUUCAAAGACUCGGUUUUGCGAAACGAGAAAUUAACAUAACGUCUGUGACACCAAUUUUUGUGCUACCUUGA
Molecule: messenger RNA, 1035 nt
Organism: Caenorhabditis elegans
Lineage: Eukaryota; Metazoa; Nematoda; Chromadorea; Rhabditida; Rhabditidae
Gene: srv-12
Product: G_PROTEIN_RECEP_F1_2 domain-containing protein
Exons: 7
Coding region: 1-1035 (344 amino acids)
Source: RefSeq, marked reviewed